Cuscuta epithymum is the source of this 2068-nucleotide messenger RNA. The record is from the annotation of a GenBank genome assembly. Lineage: Eukaryota; Viridiplantae; Streptophyta; Magnoliopsida; Solanales; Convolvulaceae.
GUUUAAGUCUGGUCUGGUCUGGUCUGUUUAAGUCUGGUCUGAACUGGUCUGGUCUGGUCUGAACUGGUCUGGUCUGGUCUGGUAAACGUCUGGUCUCUGUGUAUUUUAUAACUACGGAAGUCUGGUCUGGUCUGGUCUGGUCUGUUUAAGUCUGGUCUGGUCUGGUCUGUUUAAGUCUGGUCUGGUCUGGUCUGUUUAAGUCUGGUCUGGUCUGGUCUGGGACUGAAAACAGUCCAAAAGAAAACAUCUUAAAAGGAGACGGAGGGAGUAUUUGUAGUGUGGAGUGCCCUAUUAAAUCAAGGAGCAACUAGCUAGUAUAGGGAACAUUACAUUACGUGAACCAAACACCCCACUUGCGUUAGCAUGGGAUAUAGCAGCGCCACCACAAAAAUGUUUUUUGCUUGUCGUGGUACCAAAGCAAAACUAAAUAAAUAGUUUAUAAUAAUAAUGAAUAAUGUUAUACAAGGAAACUAACUACCAUAAAAAAAGGAAACAAACUACUCCGGCGUAUAAUGCCAUACUGGGAUUAUUCUUACCAUAAGUAUCACACACAUAUUUAAGUACAUUCAGUGUACGAGCAAUAUACACGCACGAAUACAUAUAAGAAAAUUUGGGCUAUAAUAAGAUAAGAUAUCUAGGUAGGUCAGUAGGUGUUUUAUGAUAGUGACAAGGAAUAUGAGAGAAGAAAUGUCCUCCAGGCUGGGUGUAUUCGUGCUUUAUGUUAUCCUGGCCAUUUUAUUCCUCGUAGUCAACGCAAAAGAGCAUACACCUCCCAAGAAAUUCUUCAAUGUUUUGAAAUAUGGGGCAGUUGCUGAUGGAAUAACGGACAAUAAAAAGGCUUUUGUAAAAGCGUGGAGUGAUGCUUGUAACCACAGCGGAAGGAGUAGAGUUUUAAUUCCAAAGGGUAAGGGGGCAUACAAGUUGGGAUCAGUAACAUUUAGUGGACCAUGUAGGGCUCAUCAAAUGGCCUUUUUGAUCAAAGGAACUAUAAAGGCUCCAACAGAUUGGCCUGAUUUCGACACAGAUACUUGGAUUGCAUUUAACUAUGUGAGUAAAUUGGUUGUGAAGGGCGGUGGGUAUUUGGAUGGUCAAGGCCAAUAUGCGUGGUCCUUAAAUGAUUGUGCCUCCAACUCUCGUUGUCCCGCUCUUCCCGCGACAUUGAGGUUUAACUUUGUAAACAAGUCAAGAAUAACUCAUUUGAGAUCAAUAAACAGCAAGAACACCCACAUCCACAUUUUUGCUUCCCACAAAAUAAAGAUCUCUCAGGUAAGGCUAACUGCCCCAUCAAACAGCCCCAACACAGAUGGAAUCAAGAUCGGAUCUUCCACCGGCAUCCGCAUCUCCCGGAGCAUCAUCCAGACCGGAGACGACUGCAUUGCCAUGGUCGCCGGCAGCAAGAACAUCAGAGUGUCUCAAGUCACAUGUGGUCCCGGGCAUGGCAUUAGCAUCGGCAGCAUCGGAAAGAAUGUCGGAGAGGUUGUCUCCGACGUCCACGUCACCAACUGCACCUUUGUAGGCACAGAUAAUGGCGCCCGGAUCAAGACUUGGGCCCCAUCCAAUGCAAGUUUGGUUUCAGACAUAUUGUUCGCCUACAUUUUUAUGAAAGAUGUGAGGAAUCCUAUAUUUAUCGAUCAACACUAUUGUCCAAGUCACCACUGCACCAAUCUGAGGGGAGAUGAUUCAAAAGUGGGGAUAAACAAUGUGACAUUCAAGAACAUUUGGGGGACAUCAACAUCAAAGAUUGCUUUAGCUUUGGAUUGCAGUGCAUUAGUGCCAUGCAAGAACAUUAAUAUUGUAGACAUCAAUUUGAGGUACUUUCGCCACCAUGGAGGACCGGCGAGGUCAAGUUGUAGUAAUGUGUUUGGCCAGUCCUCUGGGAAACAGAUCCCAUCGGGUUGUUUAUAGGUUUAAUUAUAUAGUUUCUUCUAAUUUAUUGAUUGUUUGUGCUAUAAUAUAUGUAGAAUCAUUUUUUAUGGAGCCAAGUGAUCUCUCAAGAAGGAUCAUAAAAUAUCUUCAAAUAGGAUUAACAUUUUCUUUUGAAUGAGACUCAUUCACUCUUUAACAAGAG